This is a messenger RNA of Anisakis simplex (herring worm), 261 nucleotides long. The record is from the annotation of a GenBank genome assembly. Lineage: Eukaryota; Metazoa; Nematoda; Chromadorea; Rhabditida; Anisakidae.
AUGAAUCGUGAGCAGCGAAAACUAACGCAUUCGCUUGCUGGACGUUUCGACUUGAAAUCUCACAGUACCGGAUCGGAUGGUAGUCGUCGUAUAACGAUUUCGAGACGAACGUUUAAAGGGAAUUUAGUAUCUUGUAUAGGUGCCAUUGAAACAAAACCGUUGAAACUGAAUAAAGAACAAAUCAAAUCGUUAUCACAACUCAUUUCCAAAUAUCCUAUUGAUGAAGUGCACAUUGAAAAUCAUCUACGACCCGGAUACACU